Cantharellus anzutake is the source of this 697-nucleotide messenger RNA. RefSeq names its product Mago nashi protein. Gene Ontology annotation, biological process: RNA splicing. Gene Ontology annotation, cellular component: nucleus; exon-exon junction complex. Lineage: Eukaryota; Fungi; Basidiomycota; Agaricomycetes; Cantharellales; Hydnaceae. The transcript is spliced from 7 exons. Bases 9 to 455 code for a protein of 148 amino acids. The record is from RefSeq and is a predicted model, not a curated record.
CGCCAAGCAUGUCCUUGGACAACGAGCCUUUUUACCUAAGAUAUUACACCGGGCAUUCAGGCAAGCACGGACACGAGUUCCUCGAAUUCGAGUAUGACAAUGGCCGAUUACGAUACGCCAACAACUCCAACUACCGUAACGACAGUCUUAUCCGAAAAGAGAUGUACAUUUCGCCGCUAGUGAUAAAAGAGUUGAAGCGGAUCGUAGACUCAAGCGAAAUCACGAAGGAAGAUGACACAAAUUGGCCCAAAAAGAACAUUGUAGGGAAGCAAGAGAUGGAAAUAAGAAUUGGGAAUGACCACAUUGCUUUUGAGACCGCUAAAAUUGGGUCACUUGUUGACGUACAGGACAGUGAAGACCCAGAAGGCCUUCGCGUCUUUUAUUAUCUAGUUCAAGACCUCAAGUGCCUCAUUUUCUCCUUGAUCACAAUGCAUUUCAAGAUCAAGCCUAUAUAAUGGCCUGAUCGGCGUGUUAGCUAGUGGAUGUAAUCUUGUACUCACCGAAUUAAUGUGCUCCACCUCACGCACUACGGUAGCUAUUGGCUCUGACGGGAGCUGCUGACCCUUCAGAUGUGCACGCCUAAUUUUUGCAACGACCGUUUCAUAUCUCUAUGAAUAUGAUUCAUUGUCGGAGCACGCAUUUGACUUGCCUGGUUUACUGGUCCUCGUUCCCUGAAAUGUUUUUGCCACGAUCCGCG